GCUCGUUCAGUCGCGCACGAGAACCGAAGCUCGGAUGGGGAACUGACAGCAGGACGUCACAUCUCACAACCACAUUCACCCCAAAGCAGUUUUAAACGCCUUUUCUGACUGAAAUAUACACAACUCUGUGCGUUACAUUCUCGACAGUUGCGGGAUUUAUCUGUUGUGAGUCGCGUACUCACGCCGGACGAGGACGUAACUGGAAACGGGAGUUUCUGUGAAGGAGUGGAGUUUACUUUUUAGCCGACUGGCUAACUUGCCGUGAGACAUGAAGACUUCGGGUUUACAUUCAGACCGAGAAAGUUACAAACUCAAUAUUAAUUCGUAUCGACACUUUUAAACGCUGUAAGUUAGUUUAUGUGGCUCAAGCCGAACAAAUGUGCUGUGAAACACUGGACGUGUUUACGUAGAUGUUUACUGGAGUUUUCAUUAUUUUAUUUUACACACUUUUACAAUACUGGCGGCCGCCCUUCAGGAUCUAAAGUGAAGAAAGAAUGGCAGUGGAACCAAACGCACAGGGGCCCUAUGGAACAGAAAUUCUGCUGUGAACUUGAAUAACCUCUCGGCGCUGUGGAAGAGGGACUUCUUCCUUGAUUAGCUCUCCAUUCACAGCAGUAUCCUACAGCAAUGGCAGACAGACCCACAGGUUUCCUGCCGUGAUGUCUGCUCUGUGACGGCUGGCUCAAAUUGUAGCCUCGUUGUAAUGCUGGCCCUCGAAGUGGACGGUGGAAGACGAGGAGGGAAUGCGGUUGCAGGACGAACGGCAGGAAAACCUGCGGCGGCUCGGCCGGCUGGCGUCAACAUCAAGCAGAAAAUCUCCCAAUGGGAAGGACUUAGCCAACACGAAGAAGUCAAGGAGGGGAAAGUUAAAACACACUCUCGUACUCUUUCAGGGGACCUUGUCGGUAACGGAGUUGACAGUGACAAAGCAACCGUGUCAAAAGCUAAAAACCUGGGUUUGGAUUUCAGGGAAUACCAGGUAUCUCAGAGACCAGUUGUAGAUGGAGGGCACUCUGAUUUGUCAAGAAAUCGAACUCAUUUUAAUAAAUGUGUAACAACCACCCCUGCAACUAAGCCUGUGACCCAAGUCCAGUCCCCUGUUAAAACCCACACUCGUGCUUUUUCAGCCGACCUUGUUGGAAACGGAUUUGAAUGCAGCCACAAAAGUGACGGAGUACCUAACAAACCAACUGUGUCAAAAGCUAAAAGCUUAGGUUUGGAUUUCAGGGAAUACCAGGUGUCACGUAGACCAGCUGGAGUCCACUCUGACUCACCAAGAAUUCAUGCAAGUAAAUUUGUAACAUCAACUCCUGCAACUAAUCCGUUGACCACCGUGACCCAAGUCCAGUCCCCUUUAACUAAACUGAACGUUAGAAAUGUUAAAAGCAAUAAUGUGAGGACAAACCACUUUGCAGAUGUCGAAAUUACACCACUACCUCAGUGCCUGGAUGACCCAGAGGCGUCGCUGCCUCCCGGGAACUUUUACACCUCCAGGGGUUUCUGGAAAAGACUAGAGAAAGAUGAACCUUUCUGGGAGAGAGAAAAAGAUUCCUCAGCUGUGUCCAAAUGUCUUGAUGAAAUUGGACGCUGUCCCCAGAACCCCACUUCUGCUCCACCUAAACCACAGCGUACAUUUCAGUACAAGGGUGCAAGCAGUCCACCCGUCCAGUUGAUGCAGUGGGAGAAUCAGACCUCAUCAGUCAGUAAAUCAAGUCAAGUGCGGAGGAAUAAAAUCAUAUUAAAACCGCCCAGCUGUCCGCCUCCACCUUGUCCUGUAAACGCUGUCAACGGACUUUCCAGAAACAGAAAGAACAGGAAAUCUUUUGAGUUUGAGGACGUGGUACGGCUGACAGCCCAACAGGCCUCUAGAGAGAAGGAGGGCAGACGUUCUGGUCUUUUCCACGCCCUGUCUGAAGACAGCAUCUAUGAGGACAUCAUCUUGGACAUGUCAAAAGAUAACCCCUAUGAAGACAUCAAACUCUCCCCCAUGUGUUUACCCAUAAGACGGCCACGAAAUUAUACGGUUGUACAAAGACAGAGCCCACAUAUGAAGGUCUCACCGAAACCUUUCACACUAUCUAACGCCGACAGACUGUACAAUGUGGGACGGGACCACAGAGUAUCUGUCACCUCGCCCGCUCGUCCUUCUUCUGCAAACACUAGUAAAUCAUCCACAGCUAAACCUGCUACUGUGUUCAAGACACACCGACAACCCACGCUUGUAAACAGGAUCCAGGAGAUCUUUGAAGCCAAAAGAGGAAGAAAACGAGUAUGGGCGACAUCAAGCAGAGAGGAAUUGAGCGGAACGGAGAGCGAUCCAGAGGAGAGCUCUAAAGGUCGCUCGCAGCGGACAGUGUAUGUUCAGUCAACGUUGAAACGACGGCCGGGUUACCGCACUUUAGAGCGAGACUUGAUCCAGCUUCAACAGCAGCAGCUUUUCCAACAGUUUGUUGUGGUGUCGCUUAGAAAAGGUUCCUCUGGAAACACCUACACGCCCGAGAUUACGCAACAGUUCCCUACAAAGUUCGAGAAGUCUUCACGGUUGUCCCGCGAGGCUGAGGAUAGAUUGAAGGCCAUUCCAAAGUUCUGCUUUCCUGAUUGUCAAGAUUGGCGUCCCACCUCAGAUAACAGCAGUGAAACAUUUUCUUUUGUCCUCACGGGGGAAGAUGGCAGUCGCUUAUUUGGAUACUGUCGCAAAAUCCUGCCGAGUGGGAAGGGAAAGAGACUGCCAGAAGUUCACUGCAUCAUCAGCAGACUGGGCUGCUUCAAUCUGUUUUCAAAGAUCUUGGAAGAGGUGGAGAGGAGGAGAGAGAUUUCUCCUGCUUUGGUUCAUCCUUUCAUGCACAGUGUCAUGGAAGCUCCAUUCCCGGCGCCUGGACGCACCAUCUCCGUCAAGAGCUUCCUGCCGGGCUCUGGAAAUGAGAUUCUGACUCUGUGCAGGCCGGUGGACUCGCGUUUGGAACACGUGGAUUUCGAGGGCUUGCUGCAGUGUCUGAGUGUCACCACACUCUUGCAGGUCUUUGCUUCUCUGCUGCUGGAGAGGAGGGUCAUCUUUAUCGCAGAUAAACUCAGUGUCUUAUCUCGAUGUGCCCAUGCUUCCCUGGCACUACUGUAUCCCUUCACCUGGCAACACACCUUCGUACCCGUGCUUCCUGCCAGCAUGCUGGACAUCUGCUGCUCUCCCACACCCUUCCUGAUGGGGGCGCUGUCACCUUCCCUUCCUCAUGUUCUGGAUAUGCCCAUUGAGGAGGUUCUUAUUGUGGAUUUAUGUGCAGACAAGUUUGUUGUUCAGCUUGGAGAUGAAGACUGUAUCAUACCUAGAAAGCUGCAGGCAGCACUUCAGGAGAUACUCGAAAACAGGCAGGAGAUGCUAGAUCAAACCACAAGGGAUGAGAGAGAAGACGAGUCAGACCUGAGCACAUUGGUGUCAGAAGCAUUUGUUUGUUUCUUCGUUGAGCUGGUCGGACACUAUUCCCUCUAUAUGACCGACGGAGGGCCCGGUGGUGCCCGGGAGCUGCAGAGAGACGCUUUUAGGAAAUCUCAUCCUUCUCGAGGAGUUCGACAGUUCCUUCAGCUCUUCAUGGACACGCAGAUGUUUGCUGGCUUCAUUCACGACCGUGAGCUCAGAAAAGGAGGUGUUAAAGGGCUGUUCGAAAUGAGAGCUGCAGAAUAUCUGAAUUCCUAUCCUGAAACGGAGCUCAGUGGAGUCAACAGAUUUCUCAAGGGGCUUGGGAACAAAAUGAAAUUCUUGCAGAAGAAGUGAGGCGCUGUCCAAACAGCCUGAAAUCAUGCGUCACACACCAAGUAUGAACGGCUUUCUUACAAAUGUGCGAUGACUCAACCAGCUUCUCACAGUUCCAUAGAGGGCCUCAUGGGUGGAGAUGAGGUCAACACUAGAAUCAGCUUGUGCUGCCCCUUAAAAGUCUCUGGCUUGGAUUUGUAGUGCCAUCACACAAGAGGAAAAGGCUGGAAAUGAGUUUUUAAGCAAAAGGGACAAAGACGACUGAAUUAGAACUCCCAGGAAGAGGAGGAGGAGGAUGUUAUUGUUAUUUUGAUAAAUGAGGACAAUAAACUGAUUGUGAACUAGUUGUAACAAGGGUUGGGUCGACAGCAAUUUCAAAUGUCUGAAAUCGUCCAUAUCGUACCCUGUCUAUAUCUUUAUUUUCUUAUUGUUUUUAUUGUGCAAUGUAUUUUUUAUUAUAGUAGACUGAAAGAAGUCCAACUGGAAGAAAUUUGUCGUUUAAAGAGAAAAUAUAAUGAAAAAUGGAUUGUAUUGCUCUGUAAGAACUAAUGUUGAAUUAAUGUAGGAAUUCUCAUUUGCACAGAAAUUGCCUCUCAAGUUAAAUGGCAAAAAAAGUAUUUUCGUCUUUUACUAAAUAUCUAUGUACAUUCUAACUGCAGAGGCUUUUACAUUUUGUACAGUUUCAAAUAUUUUAUGUUAGUAACCUUUUGUAACAUGAAAAUAAAAUAUUUUCACUUUGA
Triplophysa dalaica is the source of this 4482-nucleotide messenger RNA. RefSeq names its product DENN/MADD domain containing 2C (gene dennd2c). The transcript has 19 exons. The record is from RefSeq and is a predicted model, not a curated record. Bases 704 to 3763 code for a protein of 1019 amino acids. NCBI's taxonomy places the organism in Eukaryota, Metazoa, Chordata, Actinopteri, Cypriniformes, Nemacheilidae.